Monomorium pharaonis (pharaoh ant) is the source of this 4417-nucleotide messenger RNA. Its product is annotated as probable phosphorylase b kinase regulatory subunit alpha. The transcript has 16 exons. NCBI's taxonomy places the organism in Eukaryota, Metazoa, Arthropoda, Insecta, Hymenoptera, Formicidae. Bases 231 to 3860 code for a protein of 1209 amino acids. Gene Ontology annotation, molecular function: calmodulin binding. Gene Ontology annotation, cellular component: phosphorylase kinase complex. Gene Ontology annotation, biological process: glycogen metabolic process. The record is from RefSeq and is a predicted model, not a curated record.
GUAUGAUCUAAGCAUGCUAUAGAUAUAGAUAUACUAUACUGACUAUACAUAUGCGUCGAGCGUAUUUGACAUUCGUUUCACAUUGCGUUUUAAAACUCCCAGUUACAGUCACUUCGUUGAUUCGCAAGAAAAUGCGAUUCUCCUAUUUCUUCACAGAACACCGUCAAUUUGCCGCUUAAAUCAUUUUUGGAUUCAAAGAUCAGCAAUCGCUCCUAAGCGACUGCAAUAAAAUGCGUAGUAGGAGCAACUCUGGCGUCCGUUUGGACUAUUACCAACGGAUUGUUCACAAAAUAAUCAUGAACCACCAGAAUCCAGUUACAGGACUUUUCCCUGCAAGUGCUGACAAUGACCAUGCCUGGAUACGAGAUAACGUGUACUGCAUACUUGCUGUGUGGGGUCUGUCAAUGGCUUAUAAAAAGAUAGCAGAUGCCGAUGAAGAUAGAGCGAAAACUUAUGAACUUGAGCAGAGCUGUGUGAAGCUAAUGAGAGGUCUUCUAAUGGCAAUGAUGCAGCAGAGGGAAAAAGUGGAAAAAUUUAAAGUCACUCAAAAUCCGCAUGAUGCCUUGCAUGCAAAGUACAGCUCUACCAAUGGUCAAAUGGUGGUUGGAGAUACCGAAUGGGGACAUCUUCAAAUCGAUGCAAUCUCUUUAUAUUUAUUAAUUUUAGCACAAAUGACAGCCUCUGGCUUGCAGAUUGUUUUUAAUUUGGACGAGGUGGCUUUUAUUCAAAACUUGAUAUUUUAUAUCGAAUCCGCUUAUUGCACCCCAGACUAUGGAAUUUGGGAAAGAGGAGAUAAAACAAAUCAUGGUUUGCCAGAAUUAAAUGCAAGUAGUAUUGGAAUGGCCAAAGCCGCAAUGGAAGCAAUGAAUGAAUUGGAUCUGUUUGGUGCGAGAGGUGGACCUACGUCAGUUAUUCAUGUUCUGGCCGACGAGGCACAGAAAUGUCAAGCGGUGCUGCAAUCCAUGCUGCCCAGAGAGUCAAACUCUAAAGAGUUAGACAGUGGUUUAUUGUCAAUUAUAAGUUUUCCCGCGUUUGCUGUAGAUGAACCUAACUUGAUUCUUGAGACACGCGAAACUGUUAUCAAGAAAUUACAAGGACGUUAUGGUUGUAAAAGAUUUUUAAGAGAUGGAUAUAAAACGCCGAAGGAGGAUGUGAAUAGGUUGUAUUAUGAACCAUGGGAACUUCGUAUGUUUGAGAAUAUCGAAUGUGAGUGGCCAUUGUUCUUUUGUUACUUAAUAUUGGAUUACUGCUUCCAAGGUAAUAAAGAAGCAGUGGAGACAUGCACCAAACAGUUAGAGGAAGUAAUGAUCAAAGGAGAAGAUGGUAUGAAAUUAGUGCCUGAAUUGUACUCUGUUGCACCUGAAGAUGUAUCAGCGGAGUAUGCUGAACCUGGUAGCCAAAAGCGAAUAGCUUUAGGCAGAUGUCCAUUUAAAUGGGCGCAAUCUCUUUAUAUUUUAGGAAAAUUGCUGCAAGAGGGAUUUCUUGCAGUUGGUGAGUUAGAUCCCUUAAAUAGACGAUUAUGUAGCGAGAAAAAGCCGGAUGUUGUAGUACAAGUAGUUAUCUUGGCAGAAGACGCAGAAAUUAGAGAAAAAAUUGCACAGCACGAUAUUCAUGUACAAACAAUUGCAGAGGUUGCACCGAUUGAAGUACAGCCUGCAAAAGUUCUCAGUCAUUUGUACACAUAUUUAGGACGCAACAAGAAGUUGGGAUUAUCUGGGCGUAAGUCAAGGGACGUAGGAAUUCUUAGCACCAGUAAACUGUAUUCCUUACAAGAUAAGAUAUUCGCGUUCACACCACAGUUGACAGAUAUGACCCGCUUCUACAUCGCAUCGGACUAUGAGCUCAUGAUUGACAUAUUCAAAGGUGAAAUUAAUUUCUUGAAGUCUAGUUGGCAGAAUAUGUUGGGCCGGCCUCUCGUGGUCAUGCCCCUCAAGAAUAUUCAUCUAGACCAAGGUAAAAUACCAUUAGCUAUGAUAACCACCUUGAAGAAACUUAAAAGUGGCUAUAUCAACGGUACUAGAGUAACAUUGGGAAAUUUGAACGAAUUCUUGAGUACAUCGUGUAUUACGAAUCUUAGUUUCUUGGGAAGUUCCGAAGAUGGCCGACCUGAUAAAUUAAAUCCUCAGAUUCAACAAUAUUUGGAGGAACACUUAGUGCGAUCAUUCCCUCAUCGUACAGGACUUCUCAACAAGCAUGUACAGGGAAUACGUACGGGCAAAAAUCUACGGCGCAGAAUGUCCGUGAAAGGCGCGAUAAAAAAGACACGAUCCAUAGCUGUCGAACCUGCUGUGAUUGUUACAAUCUUCCAAGAAUCUGAAAUUUUUGGAAUGGCAGGGGAAGACCGUAGACAUUCUACUAUUCUAAUUGCAAAUCCAUUUAUUGAAGUGACGGAUACUACCUUGUCUCUCAACGCCACUCAGCCAGUGACGAUGGAACGCACACCAUCACCAACAGAUGAGCUGUUACCAUGGAAAAAUUCUCCCAAAACUAAACAUAGAACAAUAGCAGAGACUCAGUAUGCUGAGACUGAAGUGGAGGAAUUACUGUCUAUGCUACGCGAAACGGAAAGCCUUGAAGAGCAAGGGGAUAUUUUGCAGUAUAUUGUGGACUCAAAAGGACUAUAUUUUGACACGGGCGUAGUGGAAGAGGGACAUCCCGUUUUAGUGAAGGAUUUGUUAAAGAGUCUUUACGAAAAGGCCUGUCAACAGAAAAUGUGGGGUAUUGUACGACAUAGUGCGGGUAUGUUGGGUAAAAGGGUGGAGGAUUUAGCAAAAGCAGUUACUGAUCUAUUAGUACGACAAAAGCAAGUUACUGUUGGUAUGCCACCGAGUAACGAGCACACAAUAGUCGCGCCUUUACCAGAGAACGAACUACGAGCGCUGAUCCAUCAAGCGUACGGUGACGACGAGUCGACUGCUAUGUUGACACAGGAAUUACUCGUUUAUUUAGCGAUGUUUAUUAGAACGGAACCGCAACUAUUUCUCGAGAUGUUGAGACUACGCAUCGGUUUGAUCAUACAAGUUAUGGCGACAGAACUGUCACGAACAUUAAUAUGCACCGGUGAAGAAGCUUCUGAACACCUGUUAAAUCUAUCCCCUUUCGAGAUGAAAACUUUAUUGCAUCAUAUUAUGAGCGGAAAAGAAUUUGCUAUUAGUAGUGUUGGCCGUGGUAACUUUUCCGUCAUUAGUUGCAAGUCAAGUAGAAUCAGCAAGAAAUCUCAAAUCGGUGGUUUAUUAACCUCUGAUCAGAAUACUGAUAAUGCUGAGGCAGAAGCAGAUCGACAAGGUCAAUGGUUGCGAAGGCGGCGAUUAGAUGGUGCAUUGAACAGGGUACCGAGAGAUUUCUACCCGCGUGUUUGGCAAGUACUCGAAAAAUGUCAUGGUAUAGCAAUUGAAGGAAGAGUACUGCCUCAAAAUCUUACACAGGAAAUGACAUCUGGUGAAUUGAAAUUUGCAUUGGCUGUAGAAACUGUAUUGAACACUAUACCACAGCCAGAAUAUCGUCAACUCAUCGUCGAGGCUUUAAUGGUAUUAACAUUAGUGACUGAAUACAAUGUUGUGCCAUCUUUAGGUGGUCUGAUUGAGGUUGAACAGUUAGUACAUAAGGCAAACGCUAUUUUCUUGGAAGAUCAGAUGACUAUCAACGGAGAUGCGACAUUAUGUUGUGCAAAACCAAAGGAACAACGAGAGAUGACAGCCAUGGGAACACUCCUUUGUGGAGGAGCAGCAUAUAUUUGUCAACACUUUUACGACACUGCACCCAGUGGAAGUUAUGGAACGAUGACUUACAUUGCGAGAGCUGUCGCCAUGACGCUUGAUUGUCUACCAAAAGAUGGCGAUUUAGAAUGCUCAAUAUCAUAAUAUAAUUUUAGAAAUAAAUGAUCUUUAAUCUUCGAGUGUUCACUCUGAUUCCAAAAUUGUCAUCUAUCUCAAAAAGAAGUGUUCCUAGAUCUAUUUUUUUUAAGGAUUUUUUAGUAUUUCAACCUUUAUAAAAAAAUUUUCCUAAUAUUUAAAAAAAUUCAAGCUUUUUUUGUAAAAUUAUAUUUUUUGUGCAUUUUUAAUUUCAAAUAUAAUUUUUUUAUAACAAAAAUUUAACUGCAAUUUUAAAGUUAAAUAUAUUCCUUACAAAAACGUUUUAACAUUUUUUCCAAAAAUCUAGUUUUUGAGAUAAGUAAAAAAUUGUUUGGAGUCAAUUUAUCCUCAUGUGCACUUUAAGAUUCGGAAGUGUACACUCGAAGGGUUAAUUGUAGUAAAAAAAGAAAAAAGUAUCAAUAUAAAUAUCUUGGAUAAAAUUGCAAUUUUUUGUGUAUAAUCUUGUUAUAUAACGAUUUUUUGUAAUCAAAUAUUUUAGUUUUAGUUUUAAUUAAAAAAUAUAUACAGUUACAAUAAAUAAUAAAUCAAUGUAUAAUUAUAAAUUA